Daucus carota subsp. sativus is the source of this 5353-nucleotide messenger RNA. RefSeq names its product mediator of RNA polymerase II transcription subunit 23. Lineage: Eukaryota; Viridiplantae; Streptophyta; Magnoliopsida; Apiales; Apiaceae. Gene Ontology annotation, cellular component: mediator complex; transcription regulator complex. Gene Ontology annotation, biological process: positive regulation of gene expression; regulation of transcription by RNA polymerase II. Bases 896 to 5203 code for a protein of 1435 amino acids. The transcript is spliced from 19 exons. The record is from RefSeq and is a predicted model, not a curated record.
CUUUAAGCAAGAAGCACUUAUUUUAAAAGUUCAGCCAAACAGCGUCAAAAUCUAUUUUACUCUGAUUUUAUCUCUGAUUUUUCUUUAAAUAACCAAAAUAUCGGGGUUAUCAUGUUCAUUUUUUUUUUAAAUAUCGGAGUCAUCAUGUUAUUCAAAAUAUUAUCGUACCAACAAUUAUAUAUUAAUAUUAUUUUAAAGAACGAUGUAGGAGCCUACUGUAACCCUUAAUCCUUAUUGCGUUUAAAAUGCUUUUUCGGCCUCUUGGUUGAUUAAUUUUUACGUCAAAAUGAGUGCUUGUGAGAGUACCCUGUGCACAUAAGUCAUUUGAUGAAAUGCAUGAACGAGAUGCGAUAUGUUAUAACUUAUUUUACGCUGAUUGUUUGGUUUGUGCUGAAUUUAAGGGAUUGAUGCAAUAAGAUGUUAAAAUUCUUCUCAGCAUAGCAUGUAUCUCUGAGAAAUGGGGAAGAAGACCACAUUUAAUAAGCAAAAAUAUGAUAUUCCUAAUUUACCUCUUAAGCAUAAGGGUAAUUUUCCAGGGAAGAGUUCAAAUUUGUGACACUAACAUAAGUUAAGGAUGUGUAAUGCAAUUAUUAGAAGUUUAGAUAAUAAAAUGCAGUUGGUGUAAACCGCGUUCGUAGUUGCUGGUCUGGUUUCAGUACUGGUAAAAUGCAGUUGGUUUAAUGCUUUAAAAUGCUGGUCUGGUUUCAGUAGUAGGUUGUCUGAGUAUAUCACAAUUUGAAAUAGGUACUAAAGAUGAAUCUCGACAUAUUUUGUAAAAUUGCAUUGCCUGUAUUUUGCUGUACUUGCCCUCUUAGUCUCUUACCAGUACUGAAUGUGUCCAUAAUGAUCAUUGAUUGUUAGAUAUAUGAUAGUAUAAUUGUUCAGAUAGUUUUUAAUGCCGAUAGGACUCGUUUACAGGAACAAAUUGCAGAAAUGUGUUAGCGCUAACGUGGUGCUUCCCCCUUGCAAUGAGCAAUUUCUUGUAGAUUUUCAGCAGCUCCUGUACCAGUUUUCUGAUCAGGAGCAGCUGCGGUUGAUGGUAGAAUCUGUUCUUAUUUCUCUGGUCAUUCAGUGCAGUAAUCAUGCUCCCCGUGCUGAAUUUCUUGUAUAUGCUAUACAAAGAUUGUGCAGCAUAGGUUACAUUAAUUUCGAUACUUUUCUUAUGUCACUUCUUUCUUCGGUUACCGCUGCCAAAUCGUCAAUUUGUCAGGGCAUAAGUAAUUUGCACCAAUUAAGUUGCAAAAUAAUAUUAAAUGGCCUUAAAUUUGACUUGAAGCCUGCCACUCAUGCUGAGAUUUUUUAUCAUAUGCUGAAUUGGUUGGAAAAGUGGGACCAAGGACAGCAGGAACGUAAUGAGUCGAAUAGUAUGAGGUCCUGGAAUCCUGAUAGGUCCGCGAUUGUAUGUCUUCACAGUUGUUUAGAUGUUAUAUGGCUAUUAGUUGAAGAUGACAAGGGUCGUGUGCCAUUUUAUGAGCUACUGCGUAAUUGCUUACCAUCUAUAGAACGCUUACCUGAUGAUAUGGAAUCCUUCACAAUCAUUUUGGAGAUUCAUAAGAGGCGAGAUAUGCUGGCUAUGCACAUGCAAAUGCUAGACCAACACCUCCACUGUCCUAGCUUUGGGACUACCCGGUGUAUCCCCCAGGCCAUGACAAAUAUAGCAACUCAUCAAGCGAAAACCACAAGAUAUUCACCAAUCACAUAUCCAAGUGUGUUUGGGGAGCCAUUACAUGGGGAGGAACUUGCUGAUAUUAUUGGGAAGGGGACUCUAGACUGGGAUAGAGCAAUGCGUUGUAUUAGGCAUGCUAUGCGUAAUACUCCGUCACCUGAUUGGUGGAGACGUGUGCUUGUUCUCGCUCCUUGUUAUCAGAAGCAACCUCAUGCUCCUGCUUUCGGUGCUGUCUUUACUAGUGAAAUGAUUUGCGAGGCAGGGUUAGAUAGAGUUGCUGAACUUCUGAAGUUGACAAAUUCAGUUCCAGAUGUAGAUUCAUGGCACGAGUGGCUUCGGUUUGCAGAGUUAUUCCAUUUUCUCAUAAGGUGUGGGGCCCUAGAUGUUUAUGAUUUUGUGGACAAGUUAAUGGCACGCCAUGCAGACCACCAGCUUGUUAUUAAAACAAAUCAUGUCACAUGGUUGCUGACCCAAAUUCAGCAUGAGAAUGUCCUGCAUGCUUCAAGUACAAACCCUAAAAAGGCAGAGACUGCAGCCUCGAAAAUGCUGUCCUUACAUAAAGAAGGGACAAGCUCUGAUCAUAGCAGUCCAGAAAGUAUCCUUCUCGAAUAUAUAAGCAGUUGUCAAACUCUUCAAUUGUUGUCACAGUAUACAGCACUCAGAGGAGUUAUAAAUGCUGAGCACAUUCAUAAAGCAGAACAACAAAAAAUUGAAUGGUUGAGGCAGGCAAGCGAAGGGGAAUCUAUGAUAGAUUACCUGAAUAUGGAUGACAGAUCAACUGGCAUGUUUUGGGCUCUGUCUUAUGUGUCGGAGCCACAUGCAUGCGAUACUGUGAUCAGUUGGCUGAAAUUGGGGGGAACAGAAUUGCUAUCAGCAUCCCAUCUACAGUCCAGCGAUAGAAUCACGAUGAUGCGAGAGGUUGUCCCUGUGCCAGUGUCACUCUUAUCAGGGCUUUCACUACAUAUGCGUGUAAUAUUGGCCUCUCAGCUGGAAGAAACUAUGUUUAGUGGGAAGGUUGUGGCCAGUAUUGCAUUGGUUGAAACAUAUGCGAGAUUGUUUCUCAUUGCACCCCAUUCACUGUUCCGUACACAUUUCUCUCAUCUGACAAUAAGGUAUCCAUCCAUGUUACGUGAACCGGGUCCAUCUCUUUUGCUGCUUGAACUUCUAAAUUACCGAUUUCUUUCACUCUACAGGUAUGUAGGAAAAAAUAAAACCUUGAUGUAUGACACAACAAAAAUAAUUGCUUGCCUGAAACGAAAACGCGGAGACCAUCGCACUUUUAGAUUGGCAGAAAACUUGUGCAUUAAUCUUCUUCUGUCACUAAAAGAAUUUUUUGCUGCAAAGAAGGAUCAGGAGGGUCCUACUGAUAUCACGGAAACUUUGAACCGCAUAACUAUCAUGUCACUUGCUAUCGCCAUCAAAACACGUGGAGUUACUGAUGCUGACCACCUUCUUCACCUUCCGCCAAUGAUUGAACAGAUAUUAGCGACCAGUCAGCAUACAUGGUCUGAAAAAACUCUCCGUCAUUUCCCUUCUUUGCUGCGUAAUAACUUGAUUGGGCGCACGGAUAAGCGGGGCAUAGCAAUACAAGCCUGGAAGCAGGCUGAAAAGACUGUGAUCAAUCAGUGCACCCAACUUCUUCCACCAGAUGCUGAUCCUUCUUAUGUAGAGACUUACAUUAGUCAUAGUUUCCCUCAACACCGGCAAUAUCUUUGUGCUGGAGCGUGGAUACUGAUGCAUGACCACCCUGAGGAUAUCAACAGUGCUAAUCUUGCACUUGUCUUGAGAGAAAUUUCCCCUGAAGAAGUUACAGCCAAUAUAUACAAUCUUGUUGACGUUAUUUUUCAUCACCUUCAAAUGGAGCUCCAGCGUCAGCAGCCCCUGCAGGAACUUUUGAAAAAAACUUGUGCAAACCUGGCGUAUUUAAUUUUCACUCAUGAACUGGUGCCUCUAGAUAUAUUGCUUCUAGCAUUAAUUGACCGCGAUGAUGAUCCCCAUGCUUUGAGUAUUGUGGUUAGUCUACUUGAGAGUCCUGUGCUUCAAGAGAAAAUAAAGGUUUACAUUGAUAAUUGUGGGGGGCCUGAACAUUGGCUUUUCUCUGGAACUUUUAAGCGUGGGGAACUGCAGAAGGCUCUUGGAAACCAUUCGUCUUGGAAAGAAAGGUUUCCUCCAUUCUUCGAUGAUAUUGCUGCACGAUUGCUUCCUGUCAUCCCCUUAAUAAUCUAUAGACUUAUUGAGAAUGAGGCCAUGGAUGCAGCUGAUAGAGUUCUUCAGUUGUAUUCCACAUUUGUUCAAUACUAUCCUCUACACUUUACGUUUGUUCGUGAUAUUCUUUCAUAUUUCUAUGAUUAUCUCCCAAGAAAGCUCAUCCUCAGAAUUUUGAAUGUGCUGAAUUUUAAAAAGAUCCCUUUUUCCAAGUGUUUACUUUUGCAUGUCAAUGCCUCAAAUGCUGUGACGUCUCCCCCACUGGAGUACUUCACUGUUCUUCUCUUGGGCAUCGUGAAUAAUGUCAUUCCUCCUCUUAAUAAUUUAAUAUAUGGACCUGGGGGAGAUGUUCGUGUUCCAGAUAACAACAUACCAAUGUCAUCUCAGGCUGGCCCUUCAUUUGCAUUUAAAGGCCGGAAAGCCUUUUAUCAAAUUCCAGACCCUGGAACCUAUGCGCAGCUAAUUCUUGAAACGGCAGUGAUAGAGAUACUAUCACUCCCUGGACCUGCAUCCUAUAUCAUCUCAACACUUGUUCAGAUUGUUGUUUAUAAACCACCAACUCUAAUUCAAACCAGUAACUGCCUACAUGGAAUAAGCCCCUCCAAUCUUCUAUCCCAGAGUGGUUAUACAUCCCAGCAGUUACCCUGCAUGCUAAUUCAAGCUUGUGGUCUUCUAUUGGCACAGCUUCCUCAAGAGUUUCAUGCACAGCUUUAUACUAAAGCAGCGCAAGUAAUAAAAGAUAGUUGGUGGUUUGUUGAUGGCGCAGCCUCUACUGGGUUUGAUGUUAGCUAUGCUUUGCAAGAUCCAACCCAGGCUUCUAAUGACAAUACCUGCACACCUGUUGGUAAUGUGGUGUCCUUGCUCCACUCUUUCUUUAGUAACCUUCCACAGGAAUGGCUAGAGGGAACAAAUCUUAUCAUAGAACAUCUCAGGCCUGUCAAAUCGAUUGCGGUGCUAAGAAUAGUGUUCCGUAUCAUGAGCCCUCUGCUUCCUAGAGUGGCCAAUUCCCGCAGUCUGUUCACUAAGAUGCUCUUGAUGCUCUUAAAUGUGCUGGUGGAUGUGUUUGGGAAGGACUCACAGCCGUCGUCUCCAGUGGAAGCUGCAGAUAUAAUAGAUAUCAUCGACUUCCUACAUCACAUCAUCCUAUAUGAAGGGCAAGGAGGACCUGUUGAAGCGACCAGCAAACCUAGAGCAGAAACCUUGGCUAUGUUUGAAAAAAUGUUGGAAAAAUUACGUCCAGAUGUUCAGCAUCUUCUUUCUCACUUGAAAACCGACGUGAAUUCUUCCAUUUAUGCUGCUACUCAUCCAGAACUGGUCCAGAAUGCCAUGUAAAAUAAUGAAUUUUCAAAGUAGAAACUAAUUAUAGACUGCUGACUAGGUGCCCUUGUGUGCUGGCGCGGUUUUGUUAAAGUUUGUAGAGCUAUGCAUUCUCAGAGUAGGUUUCAAUGUUCUGCAAGAUUGAAUUUAGUCCUUUUCCGUUCA